Molecule: messenger RNA, 5900 nt
Organism: Solea senegalensis (Senegalese sole)
Lineage: Eukaryota; Metazoa; Chordata; Actinopteri; Pleuronectiformes; Soleidae
Gene: pde1cb
Product: phosphodiesterase 1C, calmodulin-dependent b
Exons: 18
Coding region: 397-2646 (749 amino acids)
Biological process (GO): signal transduction
Molecular function (GO): 3',5'-cyclic-nucleotide phosphodiesterase activity
Source: RefSeq, a predicted model, not a curated record
GCAGUGCCGCGUUCGGCUUCCUGCUCAUUUAAAUAAUCCGGGAUGCCUAUGUGUUAAUUAAUGCCGCUUGUUUUUCGCCCGCCUGCCCCGGGAGAUAAGCGUGUUUGUCGACAGAGCAACUUUCUCCGUGUGACGUGUCGCUCGGUGGAAGGAAACACACCGCGCGAUGAUGCUUUUUUAAAACUUUGUACUCGAGUCACUUUCGCCUCACGCUGUCAGUGAACUUGACGCUGCGCGAGCUUUGUGUUUUUCCCCGCGGCGAGUUCAGCAAAAAACAUGGAGUCAACUUUCAACAGGUUUGGAGUAAAGUGAGAGCUGGGUCCGCUCGCUGACUGACCUCAUAACCACUGCCACUGUUAUUUCCCUCUUUUUUUUUUUUUUUUUUUGUGUGUGGUGAUGGGCUCGGUGACUUCUGCUCUGACAAGGACGAGGAACGCGCUGGUUAAAGUGGGCUCAGAGCCGGAGAGCCACCAGGACGCGGAGAGGAGCCAGUCCGCUCCGGAGUCGGACCGAGGCAGGAAGAAAAGUGCUCGGUUCAACGUCUCCAUCCAGACCGGCAGGCAGAGUUCUCGACAGUCGCUGUCCGAGGUCCUGAACCGACAAGACUCCGACGGAGGCAAGCGAACCCCGAAGCAGAGGACUGGUGACUCUACACUGAGCGUGGCAAAUGAAGAUGGAGAGAGCUCCACCAGACCUCAGGCCAGUUUUUCACGCUCUAAAUCCCAGAGUGCCUUGUGGAAUGCCAUCACUGCCGGGAUGGGGAUCAAAGGCAAAGAGCAGAAGCCACCCCUGAACGACCCGCGAAGUCCCGAGGAGAUUCUGGCCGACGAGCUUCCUGCAGCAGAUGAACCAGAAGCCACAGAGAAAACGGCCAUCAGAUUAAGAUGUCUGGUGAAGCAGUUGGAGAGAGGAGAGGCCUCACUCGCUGACCUCAAGAAAAACCUUGAGUAUGCGGCGUCGGUGCUGGAAUCCGUCUACGUCGAGGAGACAAGACGUUUGCUCGACACAGAGGAUGAGCUCAGCGACAUCCAGUCCGAGUCGGUGCCUUCAGAGGUGCGGGACUGGCUGGCCUCCACCUUCACGCGCCAGAUGGGCCUGAUGCUGCGGCGCACUGAAGAAAAACCUCGCUUCCGCAGCAUCGUCCAUGCCGUUCAGGCUGGUAUAUUUGUUGAGAGGAUGUACCGACGCACCUCCAAUAUGGUGGGACUCAGCUACCCCCCUACUGUCAUAUCCGUGCUUAAGAAUGUUGACAAGUGGUCGUUUGAUGUGUUCGCUCUAAACGAGGCCAGCGGGGAACAUGCACUUAAAUUCAUAUUCUACGAAUUACUCACAAGAUAUGACCUCAUUAACCGCUUCAAGAUUCCCAUCUCUGCAGUGGUGUCAUUCGUUGAGGCCCUGGAAGUUGGUUACAGCAAACAUAAAAACCCCUACCACAACCUGAUGCAUGCUGCUGAUGUCACGCAGACUGUACAUUUUUUGCUUCUUAAGACUGGCAUGGUGCAUUGGUUGACUGAGCUGGAGAUCUUUGCCAUGAUCUUUGCGGCGGCAGUGCACGACUACGAGCACACGGGGACAACAAACAACUUCCACAUUCAGACAAGGUCAGACACAGCGAUCCUGUAUAAUGACCGCUCAGUGUUGGAGAGUCACCAUGUCAGCGCAGCCUACCGCCUACUGCAGGACGACGACGAGAUGAACAUCCUCUACAACCUGUCCAAGGAUGACUGGAGGGAGCUGCGAGCUCUGGUGGUGGAGAUGGUGCUGGCGACGGAUAUGUCCUGCCAUUUCCAGCAGGUUAAAGCCAUGAAGAACUUUCUGCAACAACCUGAGGGCAUUGACAAGCCCAAAGCACUGUCCCUGCUGCUUCACACAGCCGACAUCAGCCAUCCGGCCAAGAGCUGGGACCUCCACCAUCGCUGGACCACUUCAUUACUCGAGGAGUUCUUCAGACAGGGGGACAAAGAAGCAGAGCUCGGGCUGCCGUUCUCACCACUCUGUGACAGAAAAUCAACACUGGUGGCGCAGUCUCAAAUCGGUUUCAUAGACUUCAUCGUGGUUCCCACCUUCACCGUGCUGACAGACAUGAUGGAGCGGAUUGUCACGCCGCUCAUCGACGAGGCUCACCAUUCUGGUUUUGCUGGCUUCCGACGCUCCAGUCUGAACAGUAUUAGCUCAGAUGAAGCCAAGAGGCACAGUGGGAAGAGCUCCGAAAGCAGCUCGUCAGGCCAGAGCUCUCUGCUGUCGGUGGACAUGAAGAACUUUAAGUCCCUGUGGAACGACGAGGUCUACCAGAACAGAGAAAGGUGGAAAACUCAGGCUGCUAAAGAGGCCGAGGAAAGAGCCAAAAAGGAAGCGGAAGAGCAAGUCAAGCAGGACGACACCGUGGAGCCCCAGGAGGUCCAUGCAGAAUCCCAACAGCCAGAACCAAAGGAAGACAAACUGGAGGGGGAAUCUCUGGAGUCGGCAGAGGUCAGCAGACCAGCAGAUGCUAACACAGAGGAAACAGAGGAGGGAGAACAACCUGGGAGCACAACACACAACAAUCCUCCUCCUCUGCAUAACGGUGAGUUGUCAGAGGGGGCUGAAUCUCCAGAGGAUGAAGAAAACAAGAACAAAUGUGUCGAUGCAGAGGUGGAGAUGGAGUAAGGGUGGAUUAUCGCCACAACACCGGCAUGCUGAACAUGUCUGUAAAAUGUAGAUUGGGAGAAGCUCACUCACAGUUAACAUCAGAGUGGAAGGCCAUCACUUGGACUGUGUCGCCCUCUACAGGACACCAAGAAACUCACACCAUCACUUCCAUUUUUUUUUUUUAUGUCAUUGAGAGCAACCGUUUUUACUUUUCCUGCAUUUAUACUCCAGUGCUCUUGUGUACAGAGUGAACGGCUCUACCCACGUGCAUUACUCCCCGGCCCUGCUUAAUGAUCAAUAUGAGACGUAGGAUUUAAUGACCUGAAUAUGAUAGACGGAGUUGAGAGGAGCCGUUGAGAGACUGAUGUAACCCUUGUUGUUGUUUGUUUGUCAAUCAUUUUGCUUAACACAACCAGACAUGUAGCCAUUGCGCCAAGUCUCACUUUAUUUUUCCCCUCGUUCCUGCAUUCAUUUGUCAGAUUUUAGCAUCACAAAGAAAAAGCUACUUUAAAGUUUAUUUCUAAACAUGUAAUAAUCUAUUUUUAGUCCUUUAAAGUUAAUAUAAAAGUGCUUAUUUGCUGAGGGAAUGUGUCUCGCAUAUUUGAGACUACUGCACCAGCUGUUGCAAAUGUUUCCCCUCUCUAAUGUUUACUUUCUCAGUGCUUGUGAUUUUAAUGCAUUUCUGUUCCUCGCAGCCAAGUUUAUAUUGUCAUUUUGUGUUUUUGUUUCGCCUCCACUGUACAUAGUUAAAAGUUUGUAAAUCUAUCGUUCAGAGAAGGAGUAGAAAUGCUAUGAUUCCACAAUCCAAAUAUUAUUUUUUUUAUAUCGUGUAAGAUAAAAUAGUGGAAAUUGUCCAAAAACUAGAAUGCAAUGCUUGCAUAUAUCAGACAUAUCACACUCUUAAAUGCAUUGAAGGUUUCUUAAUCUAUACAAUCUGUUUUGUUUACCUUUAUUUUCUUUUGUAACACUUGUUUUGCAUUCGUCCCAUAUAUGAAUCAUGCACUCGACGUGUCCACUUAUGCUCACACGUAUGUCAUUUCUUUGUCAAAGGACUUCUUCUUCUCGAUGCCUUCUUAUGUGUGUUGUAGCAAAUACGUCAGCACUGUCGCUGCAUUAGAGAAAAAUCUGAUAUACUGUAUGUUGUUUCAUUUCUGCCGUACAGUUACGUUAGAGCGGGUUCCCGGCCCGCUGUCGGUGUGAUGUUUAAUCGAUGUGUUUACAGUGUGCUCGUACACCUAUUAGCCAGCUGAAUCCAUCGUGCUUAUGUGACGCAUCCAAGUCCAAACUGUAUCUGCUUCUUGGUUGUGUGCCAGGUUUUUAAGGCUUGUAAUGUUGUGUAUAGAAGAUGCAAAUAUUGCCUACUGUGCAUAUGUAAUAUAUUGACCCCUGCAAUGCUAGUUUGGCUUUUACUGUGUACUUACUAUGUGUAGGAGGAAGACAGGAAAAACAAGGAUUUUUGGCAGUAUUUGCAUAAUUAUUAUUAUAGGUAUGCUUUCUCUGAAAAUUGUGCACUUUUAUUUUGUAGAAAUUCCCCUACAUUUAUCGUGCCAAGAUCUUGUUCUUGGCAUAUUAUUUUAAAGUAUACAACACAUGUGUAUACAGUACCUAUUCUAAUAUGUAUAGUAUAUAUACAUAUAUAUAUCUAUAUCUAUAUAUAGGGGUUCGAAAUUGGCGAUCACCUAAAUCUGUAUGUAAAGUUGUAGGAUGUAUGAACAAUUUUUUUUUUUACCACUUUGUUUUUAACACACAUUCCCCAUUUUUUAUAUUCUCAACAGGAACUCUAGAAUCACGCUGGGACUGAGCGUAGUUUGUCAUACACAGAAUGCUACUUUCUACCUAAAACAAAAUGCAGUCGGUGGUUAGCAAGCCAGCUGACUGAAUGUGUGCCUCAACAUUUUCCUUUCCAUUUCCACACCGUUCACCUGUAGGGAAAGAUGAUGUCAUUUGUGUCUGUGCCGAUCCAGGCGCGGUUCAAAUCUUUCAUUGUUUCACACUGAAGGAGUCUUGUGGAAAGACUCGUUUUAGACACUGUCGGGAAAACCUGUUAAGUCAGCGGUUAGUGUUUAUAACGGUAUAUUUUUGCUCUCUUUUUCAUUUAUAAAAGGUCAAUUUUUAGGUGGUCGUUGUGCUCUAUAGUGUAUGUUUUCCCUUUUUACUGGACAGUUUUCACCCCCUUUUUUUGUCUUCCGCAUGUAGUGUUUAACUUCUUUUUUCUAUAUUUUUGUCUCUCCUUUGUGUAUCUGUUCACUGUGUUUUAAUCCACCAGCUCAGACAAAAUAGUUCAAAAUUAAAAACAAUGUAACAGUCAAAGCCAAUUAAACUAAUAAUUAGAAGGAGAAAAACUAAACCUAUCCUCACAUCCUCACAAACGCCUGCCUGACACUUGGUAUAAGGCAGCGUUUUCUGCACCGAGGGACCAACACGUGUACAGUCUUGUAGUUUGCUCUUUCACCUGCUACUGUGAUAGCCAACUGUAUGGAUAUUUAACAGGAAUUUAUACAGACCAUAAACACAGACAUAGCUGUAUUUAGGACAUGUAAAGACUUGGUUUUAAACGUGGUGUUUUUGUAACAGUUUCUCUGGAACAGAUUGUCGUUUGUUUGUUGCUUUUUUUCCCCCCUCGUUUAGUCUGAAGUACUCUGUAAUGACUGAUCUGAAACUGUUCUACUCACUGAGGUUAGAUGGAUGUAAAGUGUGUGCGUGUGCGUGUGUACGCAUGAGAGAGAGAGAGAAAGAGAGAGAGAGAGAGAAUAGGAGUAACUGCUGAAAAAUACACUAUGUGCAUUUCUGAUCUCCUCACUGUGACCUGCUAUGUUGAUGAGAGUAUGAUAUGAUGAGAUGAGUGUUGGUGUGUGGGUGUGUGUGCAUGUGGGUGUGUGCGUGUGAGAGAGAGAGAGAGAGUGAUGACUAUGGACUGCUGGAUAAACAAUUCUCACCACAAUUCUCAACACAAUUUGGGAAAAAAAAACAUAUCAUGAACAUUUUUGCUCCACUUAAAACAUGCAAAUUACAAACUGUAUGAAAAUUAAAAAAAAUAAAUAAAUAAAAAAAACACUUGAGUGGACAAACAGAAGUAACAGUAGUUAAACCAACGUAAAGUUUAUCCUCCUCUCCAUCCUCGAUGAUGCAGAGUGAAUACGUGUGAAUGGGCGAGAGAGAGAGUGUGUGUGUGUGUGUGUGUGUCACUGUCCCAUGCCGGCCAGGCGGCCAUGUGUGCCACCAUGCUCUGUGACUGCACAGUUGUAUCAAUAAAUCUGGACUCAAAGGGCUCA